This is a messenger RNA of Penicillium maclennaniae, 513 nucleotides long. RefSeq names its product kinase-like protein. Bases 1 to 513 code for a protein of 170 amino acids. The transcript has a single exon. NCBI's taxonomy places the organism in Eukaryota, Fungi, Ascomycota, Eurotiomycetes, Eurotiales, Aspergillaceae. The record is from RefSeq and is a predicted model, not a curated record.
AUGGAAAUUCUACAGAAGAACGAGGCUUUCAAAGAAAUCGACGGCAAAAUGAAGUUCUCUUACGUUCAGAUCUUUGUCUGGCAAGAUGGCAUAUUGUAUUCUGGAAAGUGGACGCAUCGAUCAGAUAUGCCGAAGUCACUAGAGAAUCUUCAGGAAGUCAGUCAAAUUCUAACCGAGGAUAGGGGUCCAGAGGUGAGCAAGACUUGGUCAGCAGUCUAUAUCAAAACACCAAGACACCUGGCCUACGUCGAUGAAAAUUUCGAAAAGCAAAUGACUCGCGAAACUGAAACAUGCGAAAUCCUUCGCAAGAACCCCCAUCCAAACAUUGCAACCUAUUAUGGCUACAAGGCGACUCACGGUCGAGUCUCUGGGCUAUGUUUCAAGCGAUAUACGUCCACGCUGCUUGAAGCGGUGAAUCCUCAACGCCUUGGCAAGUUCGCUUUUCUUUCGAGUGCGCGGGACCUAGUGGAAGAGAAUAUCAAAAAAAACUUGAAGGAACUUUGGCCGCUAUAA